Molecule: messenger RNA, 1297 nt
Organism: Medicago truncatula (barrel medic)
Lineage: Eukaryota; Viridiplantae; Streptophyta; Magnoliopsida; Fabales; Fabaceae
Product: protein GET4
Exons: 12
Coding region: 94-1065 (323 amino acids)
Biological process (GO): protein insertion into ER membrane
Cellular component (GO): cytosol
Molecular function (GO): protein binding
Source: RefSeq, a predicted model, not a curated record
UCCUUCUAUAAAUAAGAUAAUUUUCUUUUUUUCUUUUCCCCUUUUAUUCUUCCCUCUUUUGCAAAAUCCUCCACGGAGAGAAAUUUCAUCACCAUGGCGCGGCAGAGAUCCAAAAGAUUCGAACUUCCACCCGCUGAUGAGAAUGUUGAAAAAUUGGAGAAAGUUGUGAAAGAUGGAAAUUGUUAUGGAGCUCAACAGAUGUAUAAAUCCAUUAGUGCCAGAUAUGUAACUGCUCAGAGGUACACUGAAGCAUUAGAUAUCCUACAUUCAGGAGCAUGCAUUCAAUUGGCUCAUGGGCAGGUUACCUGUGGAGCAGAGCUUGCUUUAUUGUUUGUGGAGACAUUAGUAAAAGGGAAAAUUCCUUAUGAUGAUGGAACUCUUGAUCGUCUAAAAAAAAUCUAUGAAGGGUUUCCUCGGGUUCCAUUACCACAACACCUUUGGGAUGUUGAUGACAUGCAGCAACUUUCAGAAAACCUUGGAAGUGCAAAAACACGUGUUGAGGGCUGCUCCUCGUUCUUAAAAGCUGCUAUCAAGUGGUCUGCUGAAUUUGGAACAAGUGGUAGUGGAGCUCCAGAACUGCACAUUAUGCUGGCUGAAUACAUAUUUUCUGAAAGUCCUGAGGUGGAUAUGAAUAGAGUGACGUAUCAUUUUGUGAGAGGAAAUGAUACACAGAAGUUCGCUUCUACACUAGUGAACUUUUUGGGCAAGUGUUAUCCUGGUGAAGAUGAUUUGGCCAUUGCUCGGGCUGUUUUAAGGUAUUUAUCUUUAGGUAAUUUGAAGGAUGCAAACAUACUAGUUGACGAGAUAAAGAAGCAAACUGAAUCUACUGAGGUUGAGUUUCCAAAGACAGACUUGAUGCAGUUCCUCAAUUUUCUGUUGCAAACGAUGGAGAGAGAUGCUUUUCCACUUUUUAAUAUGUUGAGAGCAAACUAUAAGCCAAGUAUUGAGAGGGAACCUUCCUUCAAUGAGUUGCUAGACGAGAUUGCGCAGAAGUUUUAUGGCGUACAACGAAGGAACCCCAUGGGGAUGUUUGGAGAUAUAUUCAAGUUGAUGGGGGCUGAGUAAUGACAUUCAUGUUCGAGACUCUACUGAUAGAACAACAACUUCUUCAGAAGAUUCCAAUAAUUAUAGCACUUUUUCUCAUAGAUAGAGCAAAUUCAUAUCAACAAACAAAACCCUUGUGUAAUUUAUUGAUAAGGUUUAUUUAUGAUUUGUAAAUGCUGAUUUCACAAUCUUCAGUUGUUUUUCAUUAAUAAAUAGUUAUUGGUAGGACCCGUUUAGACCUUUUGAUAGAAUA